Messenger RNA from Neltuma alba, 412 nucleotides. RefSeq lists its product as uncharacterized. The record is from RefSeq and is a predicted model, not a curated record. Gene Ontology annotation, molecular function: pseudouridine synthase activity; RNA binding. The coding region runs from base 65 to 412 and encodes 115 amino acids. NCBI's taxonomy places the organism in Eukaryota, Viridiplantae, Streptophyta, Magnoliopsida, Fabales, Fabaceae. Gene Ontology annotation, biological process: pseudouridine synthesis. The transcript has 2 exons.
AAGUUAGAGUCCACUGUUGCAAUUCUGGUUUGGUUGAUGAGAGUUGAGAGCUUAGGAUCCUCAAAUGACAGAGAAUCCCAAGCAUACGCUGGAAACUGGCUUGGAAUCUGCUGAUAGGCCCUCUAAGAUUGCCAAAACGGAGGAUUUUAGCGACGAAGAGGAGGAGCAGAAGCCUGCAAUUCACGAUCCAUCCAUGAGCCAAAACCCCAGGAUUCAACGCUAUUUGGUGGCAGUUGAAUAUAUUGGGACUCGUUUCUUUGGUUCUCAGAAGCAACCCAAUUGCCGCACAGUCGUCGGUGCCCUAGAGAUUGUAAGAGCUGAACUUCAUAAGAAAAUUGAAGUUGGUCUUUUUUCAUGUGAUAUGGUGGUUAUGUUGAGAAAUGAGAAGGAGAUUGCAAAUAAUUUCAUAUAA